AUGGGUGACGCUAUCAACGAGCCAGUUAUCGAGGGCACUGCUAGUAAAGCAUCCUCCAGGGUGAUCUGCGAGGAAUUCCUCAAAGUGCUGAGUCGCAAAGAGGUCGAACAGCCCAUGAUCUGGCACCCAAAACCUCUGCCUCUGCGCCCAAUUCUGGCGCUACCAACACUACCUGCUCCCCCGCUGGGACUGGGGCAUCACCAAGGGAGUGGGGAGAAGGAAACGGGGGAGGGGGAGCAUAAGGAAAAGGAGAAGAAGGGGAGGGAGAAGAAGAGCGAUAAGCUGCCGCCUAUAGCGGGAUACGCGGGGGAUCCCGACCUGGUGGAUGUGCCCGUCUACUUCUGCGGCGAGGGCUACACGGGGGAGGACCGACAGGCGCUGGCGUGGGCCGCCGAGGUGAUGCACCUGGCGCAGCUUCCGCCCGUGGAGGUAGUCGGGGGCGGAGUGGACGAGGUGUGGAGGGAGGUGCUGCGGCGAUGUAAGCCGGCGGCGGUGAUAGCGGGAGCUUGUGUGGUGGAUUCGGAGAGCCGCGGCGCCCUUGACGACUACGAAGAGUUCAAGCUCGAUAAGGGACGGGCGCCGCAUACGAUAGGGUCAUCGCACUUGUAUAUUCGCAAGGAUAUCGUGGACCUGGCCGAAAGGGAGGCCAUUGUGCCGCCAUACCCGGUUACGUUCCCACACGACUACCCGUACGAUAAUAAGAGUUGGUACUUGGAUGAAUUGAGGAAGAACGGGAGCGGGAAGGUAGUCCGCCGUGAGGAGACGUCAUGA
This is a messenger RNA of Chaetomium globosum CBS 148.51, 771 nucleotides long. RefSeq lists its product as uncharacterized. NCBI's taxonomy places the organism in Eukaryota, Fungi, Ascomycota, Sordariomycetes, Sordariales, Chaetomiaceae. The record is from RefSeq and is a predicted model, not a curated record. Bases 1 to 771 code for a protein of 256 amino acids. The transcript is spliced from 5 exons.